CGAAUUGUCUAUGAUAGCCCCAAGUAUCCGGCCCAAUGUAAAGUGCGAUUGAAUCCCCAGUUUAAUCAUGUCUGACAUUGCUACCAACGAGUCGUCACUAAAUCCUGGUCAAGAAACUCAUCCUAGACCACGCUCCAGAGACGAAUCUGAGGAGAAAAAAGAUUUUAGAGCGCCCUCAUUAUCACAUAGCCUUCAGGGUGCAAACAAUAACGACAGCAGCAAUACCAGUGACACGUCCAAAAAAUUGUCAGGUCGCGUUCAGAAUCAAGGCGAAGGAUCUCAUGGAUCCAUCUUUGGCUAUGAUAGUGGCGAUAAUAGCGACAUUAGCAACAAGAAUGUUAAGACCAAUCGUGAGAAGUUAAAUCGCCGCCCACGCUUGGAUGAAAACAGUGAGAAUGAUCACGAUAGUGCUGAUGAUAGUGACAGUGACAGUGACAGUGACGGUGAUAAUGGACAUCGUUAUUCCCGAAGAACAGGCCAUGGUAGAGGCAGUAAAAGGCGCUUCUCCUCCUCCGCAUCACAUCUUUUGGCACAAGCGCCCCCUGUUCCAGAUCUGAGAUUCGAUCACAAUUAUAGAAAAGCUCUCGAUCAAAUUUAUGAAGCCCAUGCUCGUGAGACAGCAGCAAUCGAAACCACAGAGGAAGCAGCAGCAACAGUAUCAGCCUCCGCCUCAGAACCAUCCUCGUGGCAGAGCCAAAAAGCAUUAAAAAAACAACAAGUAAAGUCGGUUCCAUCGCUAGCUACCCGCAUCACUGUGAUGACGAUUCGCGAUAUCAUUAUCAUGCCUUUCGUCCAUGGCUUCUUCUGGGGAUUUGGAACAAUUCUGUUGACAUUAGCGAGUCAAAGGAGUUUGACCUCACAUCUGAAUAGAACAUGGAGACGUAUGCUUGGUGACCAUCCUGAGGAUCUGCCGGCUAUCUCAACCAGAGGCGAACCCGCACGUGUGCGCACGAGUGGAAGCAUAGGCGGCUUUGGUAACAGAGGGUCUGGAAUAGGAGGCAUUGGGUUAAUGAGCGCAGCAUCUGCAGCAGGCCCAUCAACAGGCUUAUAAAGGGGUUUAUUAGAUGAACCAGCUUGCUUAUAGUCCAUUCAGCCUAAGAAAUAAAAAUAGCAAAUGGUC
Molecule: messenger RNA, 1120 nt
Organism: Lobosporangium transversale
Lineage: Eukaryota; Fungi; Mortierellomycota; Mortierellomycetes; Mortierellales; Mortierellaceae
Exons: 2
Coding region: 68-1051 (327 amino acids)
Biological process (GO): mitophagy
Molecular function (GO): mitochondrion autophagosome adaptor activity
Source: RefSeq, a predicted model, not a curated record